AUGGCACCCAAGAGGAAGCCUAAGAACCAAAUUACGAAGCCCAAUUACAAGCUGCAAAGGCCCGGGCUGUUAGAUUCUGCGUCAAUUGCCACCGUUUACCGCGGUUUGACUCGGAAAAUCCAGAAACGAACCCCGCUUCGAAAUGCACAACUGUUUAUUCCGCUGAGCGCCACGUUGGCAGAUAUUAUAGAUGAAACCCAGUUUUCGGGCCUACAAACCGGAGUUCUGCAAACUCGAAAAACACCAGACCACGAACAAGCCUUCUUGUCGUUUUCAAACUUUAAUCCUUUGGAGUGCGCAUACGUGCUGUCAUUUUUAUUUUACAACGGCUCCCGACAGUGUGCCAGGGAUUCUAAGGACCACUGGACUGUACCCAAGGGUGCGCAUCUGCGUGGUUCUUUCUACGUGUAUAAGAGUUGCGACGUUUCUCCAGAAACGUCGACAAUGAAGCCCAAGAAAUCGGUUCUCGAUAGCGCCAGAGCCCACUAUCAGAUCAACGUUUCGGAAGUGUCCGAUGUGGCUCAUUUUAAGGAAGUUUAUGUCUCUGGUCUCGGUCUUUUGGACUUCAUGCAAGCAACGAUGGAACUAAUCGAGCGGUUAAGGUUUCGAUCGUGUCCCAGCCAUUUAAGCGAGCUCUUCGGUAUGAAAUUAGCGGAGAAAAGUAGUCUUGCCGCCGUCAAGAUCAACGAGAUCCCGUUUAUUGCCAAAGGACUUCUCAUCGACACAUCGGACGUUGCCAAGACCAAUGCGGACGUUUUGGAGAAAUCAAGAGUAGCGCUCAACAAGUUUGCACAAGAUUUGACGUCAACCGAAUUGAAAAGCGAGACUCCCGCUCUUGCUGACGCCAAAGGCACGUCCGCCAGAAACGCGCAUGACAAUCAACCAAAUCAAAGAAAACAUGCAAGAACAACGAAUCAAAAUGCAUCCAACGCAAUUCCAAGAGACACAACGUCUCACCGAGGCAAUAGCCCUGGAUUUCUGUCGCAAGAGCAGAUUAACCACUAUUGCAUUGCCACCAUCAAGGCCUCAGUGGAUUUAGUUAAAACGAAAUCCUCAUAUCAAAUUCUCAAAACGUAUAUCAAGUAUCCGAGACAGUUUUACCUGGACCUGCUCUACGACAAUCUGGAUCGCAUGAGAGCGAGCACCAAUUGCAAUAUCGUUGUCCUGAACCUAAGCAACGUUCACGAAGCUGGACCUUGGUUGGAUUCCCUCAACACAUCCAAAUAUACCGAAGUGAAGUCGUCUCCGCAUCCAAACACGACACGGGUUGUCAGCAUUGGAGGUAUUGGCGAGCAUAUAGUUCAAGCGCUACAGAUGCUACUGGAGCUACUAAAUAAGGAUGGGAGCUGA
Molecule: messenger RNA, 1350 nt
Organism: Lachancea mirantina
Lineage: Eukaryota; Fungi; Ascomycota; Saccharomycetes; Saccharomycetales; Saccharomycetaceae
Source: the annotation of a GenBank genome assembly